Molecule: messenger RNA, 3165 nt
Organism: Aplosporella prunicola CBS 121167
Lineage: Eukaryota; Fungi; Ascomycota; Dothideomycetes; Botryosphaeriales; Aplosporellaceae
Exons: 3
Coding region: 1-3165 (1054 amino acids)
Biological process (GO): mitotic spindle organization; regulation of mitotic cell cycle
Cellular component (GO): mitotic spindle
Molecular function (GO): protein binding
Source: RefSeq, a predicted model, not a curated record
AUGUCACUCACCCCGGCCCAUCAGAACGUGAUGAGCUCAGCUCUGCGCUUGACGCCCUCAAGCUCGUCCUUCCCCAAGAGCCCGGCCGUCAAGACGCCCAACAAGGCCGCCCGCUCGGAUCUCACCCUCUCCCUCCGCCAGGUCAUCGGUGCGACUUGCUGCUCCGGCAAUGCCUUUGACAGCUUACCCGCCGAGCGCACUUUUGCCUUUACCGCCGGCGCCGCGGCCGUAAUAGCUACCGUCGAUGACGACCACAACGUCGCACAACGUUUCUUUAGGGCCCGCCCGACGACGUCCGGUGUCAACACCACCUCGUCCGUCUACGGCUCCCCCGCCCCCGCCAGCGGAAGCACCCGUUCGCCGGCGUCGCUGCGCGAUGCCUCGCCGAAUGCUGACGACAGCGGCCGGAAUACGGCGCGGGAACGCAUCAAGGCCGCGACAUGCGUGUCCUUCAGCCCCGAUGGAAAAUACCUUGCCACCGGCUACAAGCCCCGCAUUUUACUCUUCUCCACCGCCAAGGAUGCUGCUCCUGACGUCCCCUUGACUACCAUGUCCGAGCACGCGUUUGGUGUACGAUGCGUUGCCUUUAGCCCCGACUCACAGUACCUUGCCAGUUUAGGCUCGGCGAAUGACGGCUACCUCUACAUCUGGAGCCUGAACUCCCGGACUGGGGCCGCCGCGCUCCACGCCAGCAACAAGUGCACAAACCAUGUCAACAAGAUGGUGUGGUUGGGCAACAGCCUGGUGGUGGUCGGCGUGAGACAUGUCAAAGUUUGGCGGACCGAUGAGGCUCACACGCAUACGCCAAGCAAGUCACGACAGAGCGAUGCUAACAACUUCUCUGGAGCGUCACACAACAGGACGUUGACGGGAAGGAACUGCCUCCUGGGCUCGCUCCUGGAAGCUAACUUUACCUACGUGACGGCAGUCGCCCCUACGACAGCAAUCAUCUCCACGGACAAGGGAGAUAUUUGCGUCUUGGACGACCAUGAACGUACCCAGCGUUUCCACAGGGCUGCCGUUGUCAACUUUGGCGUGUCGGCGAUGGCAGCUGGUGCGGACGGGCGCUUGCACAUUGCUGGGUUCAACGGCGAGACGGCGACGAUGGACAUCAAGAGGCUGCUUGAGAUGACUCCUCCGCCGUCCCCGACUUCCCGCGAAUCUUCGCCCUGCCCCUCGCCCACAAGCCCCACCUUCAAGGAGAGCACUACCCAUCUUAUCGCCAUGGCUCCCAUGAACGAUUACCUGGUCACGCUUGACUCGAAGCGUGCUAUUCGUCUGGUCAAGAUCGAGGGUGAUGACCAGAGUGCGCCUACCACUACUGUUAUCCAGCAACUGCCGGCCCAGGGCGAAGGCGUCCUGGGUGUACGUGCGCUUCAUCUUCAGAACUCUUUUGACGCUUCUUUUCUUACCUGGUCCGCUGGCGGAACAAUCAUGUUUUGGGAUCAAGACGGUUCUAACAAGGGCAACAUCAUCGUACCUCUUGAGCAGGCUGGCAACUUUGAUGAGCCCAACGAGCUUCGGGUGGUUCAAACAUCCCCUACCGCUAGUUUUAUAGUGGCAGGGGACAAGUAUGGUCUACUAAGGAUCAUCGACUGCGAGACCGGAGCAAACGUCUACAGCUUCAAGGCUCACUCGAGUGAGAUAACCGACAUUGCAGUCUUCGAGGGAAAUGUCACCAUGAUUGCGACCGCCGGAAGAGACCGUACGGUCCAAGUCUUCCAAAAGACGGACGAUGAGUGGGACCUUCUUCAAACUCUCGACGAGCACGUGGGCGCAGUCACCGGUGUCUUGUUCUCCAACGACGGCCAGCGCCUCCUAUCUUCGUCUGUGGACCGCACGGUUGUCGUGCGUGACUACAUGACGAGGGACGAGGAUGGCGUAGUCGUCACCGCCUUUGUCAUCCUUCGCACCGUCACUCUCAAGUCUACUCCUGCCUCGGCUGUCCUCGACAUUGACAGAGAAGAUUCUUUGAUCGUUUCUACUGUCGACCGGCAUGUUCACAAGUAUGACCUGCGCUCCGGCCAGCACAUGAGCAGCUUCAAGACUACGGAUUCUGACAGUGGUGACACCGUCGCUCUGUCUUCUCUGGUCCACAUCUCGACCGGCAAAGGACAAAACGCCAUCGCUGGAGUAUCGAGUACGGACAAGUCUGUACGCCUCUACGAGGAGAACGGCAACCUUCUCGGCCGUGACUGGGGCCAUACCGAGGGCGUCACCGACAUUGCGGCGCUGACCACUGGAGACGCGGAGCAGAAAUGUCUAGUCACUGUUGCGGCAGACGGCACUAUUUUCCUCUGGAACCUGGACUUUAGGCCACCUCAGCAGCGGAAUUACGAGGUUGCGAAGUCUUUGGAUCUGAUGGGAGUCUCUACGCCGAACAAGAAUCUGCUCUCGACCAAGCAGCCUUUGCGUCGCGUCAUGUCCCAGUCCGAACUCGCCAAGUUCCAGAGGGCUGGUGAGGAAGAUGGCACGCACACUCCGACGGGCAGCCGGUCCCCGAAGCUCAAGAAGAAGGGAUCCAAGAUUUCGCUGCACGGAGCGCCGAGAUUGGAGCCCUCUCCGAUUCACAGAUCCAAGGAGCAUCACUUGAGAGGACAGCACAGCAACAGGUCUUUGAGGAACAGCAAGACGGGCCGGUCGCCGUCGCCUCAAAGCCCCAAGAGCCCAAAGAGCCCAAAGAGCCCGAAGAGUCCGAAGGCGGCGACCGCGCGGAGGUCGUCGUUCGAGUCGCGCCUCGAGUCGCGCCUUGACACGCGACCGAGAGACAGGAGCUUCGGGAGCAGCUCCAAGGAAAACAGCACCCUUAGCCACUCCACGGAGCAGCUCUGCCGCACGCUUCGCUCGUACAGGAAGAGGCUCCAAAACUCGUCGGACAGCAUUGGGGGCGAAGCGGCGAAGGAACUUGAGCGGGAGCUGAACCUGACCGCUCAGGUGGUGGGCGAGAAGGCGAAGAGCAAAGUCGUCGACGAGUCUGUCAUGGUGCGACUCUUGGACCAAUACUCGGAACGCCUGGUGGAGAUGCUGGACCAGAAGAUCACUCUGAGCGUUGCGCAGCACAUGCGCAAGUUCAGCGACAGCGCGGUGUCGGCCGACUCGGCCUCGGUGCCGAAGGUGGUCGAGGAGAGCGACAAGGCCAGCGUUGACGACGACGAUGUGGAGUAA